Trichobilharzia regenti is the source of this 849-nucleotide messenger RNA. The record is from the annotation of a GenBank genome assembly. Lineage: Eukaryota; Metazoa; Platyhelminthes; Trematoda; Strigeidida; Schistosomatidae.
AUGAGUUCAGUUUGUUACUACAAAGUUCUUGGAUUAACGCAAACAGCUACAGAUGAAGAAAUACGUCGUGCAUAUCGUCGGCUGGCACUUAAAUGGCAUCCAGAUAAAAACCCAACUAACUUAGAAGAGGCAGAGAAAAAGUUUAAAGAAAUCAGUGCAGCCUAUGAAGUUUUAUCAGAUCCCCAAAAACGUACUCUCUACGAUCGUCAUGGUAAAGACGGCUUAACUCGUACUAAUGUGAAAUCAUCAAAACAAAAUGGUGGAAGACGUCGACAUACAGCAUCUGGAAAUUUCUUUCAUGAAGACCUUUUUGAUACAAAUGAAUUCUUCUUUCCAUUUAAUGAUUUUGGAUUUACUUUUCGAGAUCCUGAAGAUGUUUUCCGCGAGUUUUUCAGUAAGCAUGUUCAUAUGAUGAAUGCAUUUAUGGAUACAGCUGGACUAUUUCGGUCGCAUAAUCAUUUACACGGUUUAUUUGAUCAUGACAGUUACUUUCAUGAGAAACCUAAUCGCCAUUUGCACCAUAAAACAAGUUAUGGAUCAAAUAAUGAUAGUCAAACGAAAACACAUCAUGUUGAACGUGUGCGCAAAACUAGUUGUCCUCAACCCGUACCAGUGCGUAGUUUAUCUACAAAGACAUCGUACAGUUUCAGUUAUGGUGGUAGUCGACCUGGUCAUGCACCAGUUAGAAAAGAAACAUUUCGAUCAACAUCAACAAAAAUUGAAAAUGGAAAGUGUGUCACUACACGAAAAAUAGUCCAGGAUGGUGUAGAAACUGUGGAAGUAGAGGAGGACGGUAUAUUGAAAUUGAAAACUGUCAAUGGUCGACCUGUUGCUAUUACCAAUGGCUAG